AUGCCAAGAGACUGUUCGGGAUAUCCAUCUGAUAUUUUAGUGCAUGUGCCGAAUAGUGCAGCUACUGUCACCAGCGAAGAGAUCAGAAAUAGUGAUCCUUACACCCCGAUUUUUCGACAGUUAGGCACGUCGAACUUACAGAGUACCCGAAUAGGAUCGAAUGAUACUAUUGACAACUCAGUAGGACUACAACAAUCAGAAAAAUCAGCGUAUGAAGAUCGAAUAAAACGCUUGGAACAGCAAGUUGAAAAUUUGACAAAACAGAAUUCAUCUGAAAGUCCUAAACUAACACUAAGAAGUGACUGUAUUCCAGAAUUUUGCCCUGAAAAUGAGAACCUGUCGGCAGCAAAAUACAGCAGACCUGAUUUCAAUGCCGAUGCUACUGAGCAAACUGUAUCUUCAGAUACAAAUUCAGAUUCUGAUAUUCCGCUAGCACGACUUUUGAAAAAGAGCGAAACACUUGUUGAAAGAAGUGAAGAAACUGAGAAAGGAGCUGCGAAUUGGAAAAACAAAGGCAAGGAUUUUUGCUGUCUAUUUCCUUAAACUAUAUUUAAAAUACUUAUGAUUCCAGGAUUAUAAAUUUACCAUAGCAAUGAUAGUAAUGUUAUAAGGUCGCGCGACGACUCAGAUUAUCUGUCAGAUGACCCCCUUUUGAUUUGUCAAAACCGUAAAAUA
This is a messenger RNA of Acanthoscelides obtectus, 675 nucleotides long. NCBI's taxonomy places the organism in Eukaryota, Metazoa, Arthropoda, Insecta, Coleoptera, Chrysomelidae. The record is from the annotation of a GenBank genome assembly.